ACGUAUUUAGCACAAGCAUUGCAAAAGUUGCGAAUCCAAUCCAAACAACAGAAAGAGAAAUGGAAGAAAACGAGUCCGAGUGGGGCGAGUUGACUCGCGAAUGUCUCAUCAACAUCCUAUCUCGACUCACCUUCGAGGAUCAAUGGCGCGGUGCGAUGCUUGUUUGCAAAUCAUGGUUCGCCGCUCUCCAGGAACCCUCUCUUCACUCCGAAUUCAACCUCGAACCUUACUUCGACUCGCCAUCCGAGUCACCUCGCUGGUGGACCCUCCAAUUCGAGUUUAAGAUCGAUUCCAUGCUUCUAUCUAUCGUUCGAUCGACUCAUCAAUUCCUCACACAGAUUCGCAUUCGACACUGCUCUGAUCGCUCCCUCAAUCUCGUUGCCCAAAGAUGUCCAAAUCUUGAGGUGUUGUCAAUCAGAAGCUGCCCUCGUGUUACUGAUGAUUCAAUCUCUAAGAUUGCUACUGGGUGUCCAAAUUUAAGGGAAUUGGACAUCAGCUAUUGUUAUGAGAUAACUCAUGAGUCAAUUGAGUUGAUUGGAAGAAAUUGCUCCAACCUUAAGGUUCUUAAGAGAAAUCUCAUGAAUUGGCUUGAUCCUUCCCAACACAUAGGGAUUGUUCCCGAUGAUUACCUAAAUGCUUGUCCGCAAGAUGGAGAUUCUGAAGCUGCUGCUAUUGCUAAUUAUAUGCCUCAUCUAGAGUGGCUCGAGAUUAGAUUCUCCAAGUUAACUGUUAAAGGCCUCAACUCGAUAUGUCAAGGGUGUCCUAACCUUGAAUACUUGGAUUUGUCGGGCUGUGCUAACUUAACUAGCCGAGACAUUGCAAAUGCAUCGUCAAGUUUGUCGCACUUGAAAGACAUUAAAAAACCAAAUUUCUACAUACCAAGAUCUGUCUAUCACACUGAAAGAUAUGGACAUUGGAGACUAUAUGAUGAAAGAUUUCAAACAGAUGUUUUCCGAAUCUGAACAUUGUUAAGAAGAUUAUCCAAGAUGUAAACUGUAGUUGUUGAACUAUUUGCUAGUAUCAUUGAGAUGUGUUGUGAUUCUAAAGUUUAAGAUCGAGGCAUGGCUGUCAAACUCCAAAGUUAACUCAGAGAAUUGGACAAGAUCGCGACUUGCUUAUGAAAUCAUUUUGGGUUAAACUCAGGUAUAUUCAUAGAAAAGCGAGUUCUAAAUUGAUUGAAUGAAUAUACGAUAUAGUGUAUCAUAUUUGAAACAUGAUGCUAUGCUUGUGCAUUAUUGGUCUGGUUUGCUUUGGUUUGGCCUGGAGCUAUGAACCCUGUUUAAUUUAUCGGUUGCUUACAAAUAUUUAAUCAUGUUAUUGCAGUUUGGUUUA
Molecule: messenger RNA, 1332 nt
Organism: Vicia villosa (hairy vetch)
Lineage: Eukaryota; Viridiplantae; Streptophyta; Magnoliopsida; Fabales; Fabaceae
Product: F-box protein SKIP1-like
Exons: 3
Coding region: 60-962 (300 amino acids)
Molecular function (GO): protein binding
Source: RefSeq, a predicted model, not a curated record